Trichoderma citrinoviride is the source of this 1908-nucleotide messenger RNA. RefSeq lists its product as hypothetical. The record is from RefSeq and is a predicted model, not a curated record. The transcript has 4 exons. Lineage: Eukaryota; Fungi; Ascomycota; Sordariomycetes; Hypocreales; Hypocreaceae. Bases 1 to 1908 code for a protein of 635 amino acids.
AUGGGUUGGAAACCGCUUCUCUUCCUCAGCUGGCUGCUGUUGGUGUUGCCUCACCACGCCGCAUCUUCAGAUCUCAUCGUGAGGAACCUCCCCGGAAAGUCAUCCGACCAGACGGUAUACGAGGUCCGAAGACGCCUCGCCAACAGGGUCAAGCGAGCCGGCACAGAUGUCCUAUUCGACAACUCAACCUCCUUUUCCCUAGGCCUCGACGGCACAACAAUCUUCAAAUACAUCUCCAUCAUCUGCACAAAAUGCUACAUCAAAGGCCGCGCCAGCGCAAAGCUCGCCGCCGCCAGCAGCUCCUUCAACAUCACCUCCGCCGUCGACCAAGCAAAGGACAGCUUCGAGUCCACAUGGCACAACCUCGAAGCCUACGCCCAGAACCUCACGCACACCAUCCUCGGCGACGUCGCAACCGACGUCAAGAACCUCGAUUUCGACGAGCUCAUUGACGACGUCAAGGACAUUGACCCACCGGACCUUGACAUGAAUCUCAACCUCUUGUUCCCAGAGUACAAUGUCGGCGUGAACCUGACGGACCUGGAGAUCUACAUGGAGCUGGACACGGUGCUCUCCGCCGGCAUCACGUACACCUUCAACAUCUACCAGAGCGAGACCAUCGUGGGCAUCGCCCUCGGAGACGACCUCCUCCUCGGCGCCAUCUUCUCCGUCGACCUCAUCUUCAGCGUCGACAGCAAACUCGACAUCACCAGCGGCUUCCACGUCCACUUUGACAACGUUCUGACCCAAAUCACCCUCUUUGGCAAAGAAGCCUCCAAAAUCGACUUUGACGGCGGCAAACUCGCAUUCCUCCCCGUAAAGAUCCGCUACGGCAACGUCCUCCUCAAAGCCGUCCUCCGCGUCGAGGCCCGCAUCGGCAUCGCCUUCCAGACCUUCAUCGACGGCAUCUCUAUCCCUGAGGUGGGCCUCAAGGCCCUCAAGGUCGGCGCCGGCGUGGAAGCCCGCGUGUACGCCAACAUUGCCGAGUUCGUCACAAACAUCACCCUCGCCGAAGUCGACGUUCCCACAAAGAGAGACGACGACGACGACAACGGCAAAGACAACAAUAACAACAACAACAACUGUCUGCUGAGCAUGGCCCAGGCCUUCACCUUCGGCAUCGGCGCCGCGGCGGGCGCAUCCGUCGAGCUCCUCGGCAACACAUGGGGCCCUUCCCCUGAGACCGAGAUCCCCCUCUUCUACACCACCCUCGCACAAGUCUGCGCCCUCACCAGCACGUCCUCCUCCUCCUCCUCGACCGCAACCACCAUCUCAGCCACCACCACAACCGCCGCCGCCCAUCCCGCAGCAUCCACCCCCAAGAAGCGUGCAGACACUCCCACUCCCUCCGUCACAAAGACAGUCACGUCCGAAACCCAGGUCGCCACAGUCUGCGCCUCUCCCGGCCUCGUCAACUGUCCGGCCUCCCUCCAGACAGUAACCAGAAACGUCAUCACAAAGACGCUCACCUCGACAGUCACGUCCGGCGUCCCCGUCGUCUGGUCCACAGCAACAGCCGCCGCGUCCGUUUUCAACACGGUGGCCUUCGACGACGACGCCGUGACAUUGACCAGCUCGUCCGGAAAGCCAAAGACCUACACUCCGCCUCCGCCGCCGCCGCCUCCUCCGCCGCAGACAAGCGGAUCAUCACCUUCAGGCUCCAACGGCGCUUCAGCUGAAGAAAAGUCCGGGCCACACCGUGUUAGCAACGCCGUCAUCAUUGGUGUCAGCGUCGGCCUCGGCGUCCCGGCUCUCCUCGCAGCCAUAGGAGCAUUCAUUUUCUUCUUCCGCCGCAGCCGCAGGCCAAUAUCCACGCUGGUACCGGCGGAAACUGCUACCACUGUAGACCCAAAGGCGCAGCAAGUCGUGGCGACUUAUGCCCCGGUUCGCGCAGAUGAUGAUUUAUGA